Molecule: messenger RNA, 1420 nt
Organism: Stereum hirsutum FP-91666 SS1
Lineage: Eukaryota; Fungi; Basidiomycota; Agaricomycetes; Russulales; Stereaceae
Product: PLP-dependent transferase
Exons: 5
Coding region: 1-1290 (429 amino acids)
Biological process (GO): biosynthetic process
Molecular function (GO): pyridoxal phosphate binding
Source: RefSeq, a predicted model, not a curated record
AUGGACUCUCAACUGGGCUUUAAGAUCUCGAAGAACACUUCGAAUACCACCACACCACCUAUCCCUCAAGCUGGUAUCUGGGCCAAAUCCUACAGUCCCACACCAUCCAAACCCCUUCUCGACCUUUCUCAAGGUGUCCUAGGUACUCCACCUCCGCCCGAAUUCUUCGCCUCCCUUUCCAAGAUCUCCGCCGAUCCCGCCAGCACGAAGUAUGGAGGUAUCGCUGGAACGUUGGCUCUGAGGAGUGCGUUGGCGGGGGAGAUGAAGGUAGUUUAUGGGGAGGAUACGGAUGUCUCCGCUGAGGAUGUGAGUUUGACCACUGGGUGUAAUAUGGCAUUUGCGGCGGCAGUGCUGGUGUUGGCAGAUCCGGGAGAUGAGGUUAUCUUGCCUGUGCCUUGGUACUUCAAUCACCAGAUGACGCUGACUAUGCUGGGCGUAAAACCCGUCGCUCUUCAAACAUACCCUGAAGACGGCUUUGUACCGUCUCUCGAGCGCUGCGCCAACCUUAUCACACCGAAGACCAAAGCUAUCGCACUCGUCACUCCCAAUAAUCCCACCGGUGCAAUAUACUCCUCUGUCACCCUCGCUGCCUUCGCUCGCUUAGCCACAGAUAAAGGAGUCGCUCUCAUCAUCGACGAAACCUACCGCGAUUUCAUCACCACAGGCGCGCCACACUCCCUCUUCUCCUUCUCCAGCUCCUUAGACCUACCGGCCAACUGGUCCUGGCGUUCGCACAUAAUCCACCUCUUCUCCUUCUCUAAAUCUUACUGCAUUCCCGGCCAUCGUCUCGGUGCACUCGUCGCCUCUCCGGCUUUACAACAGCACGUCCAUACCGCACUCGAUUGCUUACAGAUAUGUCCCUCGCAGGCGCCGCAGUUGGCUCUGGCGCCACUAUUACCUUCUAUGCGCUCUUUUGUGAGAGCGUCUGCGGCAGCGUUGGCCCGUAGGCAUGAGAUAUUCAAAGAUGAAUUGGAGAGUGAAGGUGGAAAUGAGAAGGGUUGGAAGGUGGUAGCUCAAAGCGGAUGCUUCGCGUUCGUCCGACAUCCGUUCAAGGGUAAAGGAUCGCGAGAGGUCGCUCGUAUCCUGGCGAGCGAACAUGGCGUCGUCGUCCUUCCGGGCGUGUUUUUCGGCUAUCCGAUGGAUGAGACGAGUGGAGAGGUCGUCGAGGGAGGCGAGCUGGAUAGGUAUAUCCGGUUCUCUGUGGGGAAUUUGGGGGAUGAGGCAGUUAGGAGUGUUUGUGGGAGGUUGAGGGGGUGGGUUGGGAGUGUGGCGAUGGAUGAGUUGGAUUGAUUGGGGUGGGGUGUUGGUUGUGCGUCAUGCUUGGUCUUUAUGUCGAAGUUGGAGUAACUCAUUAUGGUUAUUUUCUUUGUAGCCGGGCUUUAAUUCGGGAUGUAAAACCAGUCUCAAAGUAUCGUGUCAC